AUGCAGCCCUGCUUCACUCCGUUGGUCACUGCGAAUGCCUCUGCGACAAUUCCAUUUUCUGCCAUCGUGGAGCUGAAUUACCGUCUGAGUGAAUCGCUCGAGACAGCCGAAUUUCUGUAUGAUUUUCUACAGUUCUUCGCGAUUCACCUUGUCAAAGGCUUUCUUCAGAUCCACGAAGGUAGAGUAGAGGUGGGUCCGCAUCUCCUGGCACUUUUCCUGAAGUUGGCGGCCGGCGAAGAUCAUGCCAGUGGUCACACGACGACGGCGGAAGCCGCAUUGGCUUUCCGACAGGAGAUCUUGUUCCAGAUGGUGGUUGAGGCGGUUAAGAAGAGUACGGACGAAGAUUUUUUCGGCGACGUUCAGCAAGAAGAUGCCUCCAUGGUUGUCUUAGAGCUGACGGUUACCUUUCCGAUUAUAGAGAUGGACGAUUAUGGUGUCCUUGAAAUACUGCGGGACUUCUCCUUGACGUCACAUCUCCUGGAAGAGCGCCGUCAGAUGAUCCACAAGUUGGGGGCCGCCAUGCUUGCUGAUCGAAGCAGGGAUCGCGUCCGAUCCGGACGCUUUCCCGCUGGAGAGCUGUUGCACAGCCUUGAUUUCGCGGAGAGAGGGCGGGAGGCCGAGGUUGACGUUGGUCUCUGCAGCGUAUCCUGCCCGGGCCGUCAGGACAUCAUGCCACAAACGCCUGACAAGCGAACGAUCAAGGUCAUGGCCCCCUGUUCACACCGUCUUUGUGCUGAUUGGCCACCCAUCAGCCUAUGA
Messenger RNA from Spirometra erinaceieuropaei, 759 nucleotides. Lineage: Eukaryota; Metazoa; Platyhelminthes; Cestoda; Diphyllobothriidea; Diphyllobothriidae. The record is from the annotation of a GenBank genome assembly.